Cynoglossus semilaevis (tongue sole) is the source of this 949-nucleotide messenger RNA. Its product is annotated as small integral membrane protein 30. Lineage: Eukaryota; Metazoa; Chordata; Actinopteri; Pleuronectiformes; Cynoglossidae. The record is from RefSeq and is a predicted model, not a curated record. Bases 87 to 281 code for a protein of 64 amino acids. The transcript has a single exon.
UGAGCGCACCAGGAAGUCCAGCCGCUGUCACCUGACUUUGACGCAGGCGCUCCGGCUUCCCUACCCGUGAGUCGACAGCGGAAAACAUGGCCAUGGAACACCGACGGCAACUUUCAGACUCUGCAGCCAUCGUCUGGCUGAUGUUUCUCUCUCUAAUCCCCCCGGCGGAGGCUUACGACGCUGGCGACGCUCUAGCCUUGCUCGUGGGCACCAUCCUGGCCGUGAUGGGUCUGUGCGUCUUCCUCGGCUGGUACGCACGGAGGCAGAACGACCGGCUGUGACGCCGUUGGUUGUUUACGUCUACUGCAGCCCCGGUGUUUAUCACGGACCCCGUGGCACAAACGUUUGUGUCAAAUCGACUGAACCGGAACGUGUCUUUUUGGAAUCGAUGCGUCAAAACGCCAGAAACGACGUACGCUCCAACUGGAGGGGGGGGGGGAGGAAAGCAUCCCGGAAGUCCGAACACGGAAGUGUUGUUACACUUCUUGCCAAACUGUUGCCCGCGUUGACUUUUGCACUUAUAUAAUGACUCGUGUCCAUGCUUUAAGUGGCCGUUGUUCUGUUCUGUUGUAUUUGUUUGAAACACAUCACCGAAGUGCCACGGAGUGACGCACGUGGAGCCACUGUUUUACUGUCCUGCUUUGUUGAACAGUCGCCCGCUGAUGACACACGUUUAAUUUCCAGUAUUUAGUCGUAAAAAUGCACAGAAAAAAAAAACACAGGUUCACUUUGUAAUAUAGAAAUUUAAGCCACCUGUUCUGAUGAAACAUUCCGGCUGGGUUGUGUUUGUUAGUUUGUUUUAUAUUUGUGACACUGGUAAAUGAUUAAUAUUCUAGCUGCAGGGGGCGAUGCUGUGUAGCUGUUUCUCUGAAGCAACUUUUUUCUUUUUGUAAAUUUGUCAAAUGCAACUUUGGGAAUACACCAAGAGUAAAUACAAAUACUCAAUGAA